This is a messenger RNA of Darwinula stevensoni, 1212 nucleotides long. Lineage: Eukaryota; Metazoa; Arthropoda; Ostracoda; Podocopida; Darwinulidae. The record is from the annotation of a GenBank genome assembly.
CUUGAUGUCAGCUACUCUCUUCUUACCUUCCCAUUCUCAUCCCUAGAUAAUGUGAAUCCUAGCAAGAAGGAAGAUGGGAAGAGCCUUCCUGAAGAACUGUGGUUGCAUCACAUGCUCAUUGACUCUCCUGGGCAGAUUUUUGAUGUUGCGAUUGAUGAAAUCAAGAAGGAGAAGGUGGUUGGAGUGAAUUUUGAGGGUGUUGGUUCUACAUUGUCUCUUGUUUCUAUUGCAAUUCCAAGAGAGACAUUCCUAUUUGACAUUGUUGUCCUUGUUGGAGGCUCAAAAUUCCUGCUACCUAUGCCACUCAAGAACAUUCUCGAGUCAAAGAAACUACUCAAAGUGAUCACCUCCUCCAAGAGCUGUAGUAGAUAUCUGCUUGCAUAUUCUAUCCACAUGAAUGGCAUCUUGGAUAUUCAGGAAUGUGAGAAGUUCAUCUGUACAUCAGAGGGUACCUGUUGGACACCAGAAUGGAGCAUCAACCUCUGUGCCUGGGCACAUACUCCAAAAUUCUCACUUCUUGAUCUUGAGGGAGGAGAGGCAUUGCUCAUGAGACCCCUGAGCUCAGAGCAGAAAGUAACAGCCACACAGAAAGCAUCUGCCCUCUUGCUCAAGUAUGAUGACAUACUCAAGCAGUAUCUUGCUCGUUUCCAUGAGUGCAUUGACCUCUACCUGUCAGCAUGGAGAGACAUCUCAACCGAGGAAAGGGCUUCUGCAGCUAUGGCUAUGAGUCAUAAAGCCCCCCCAGCAGUUGUGCAAGUUCUCAGUUUGAAGUUUGGAGAGCAAGAGAGGAAGUUCAAUAGGCAGAGAGCAAUUGAUGAGGACCACAACAAGGAUGAUCCCAUGCCAUCUCUGUUAGAGUCUCCUGCUUGGAUCAAGGCCAUUCGAGCAUCUUCCCAUCAUCCAUCCUCAACAUGACUCUGAAUUCUAUUUUUUGAGAAGCAUGAUAUGACCUUCUAUGCUCAGUCAGCUCACCUCAGUGAUAAUUGUUGAAAGGGUCCUGUGAUGGGUUCAUAUGUACAUGCUAUCAGUUCAAUUGCAACAUUACAUUCCUUCCCUUUGUGUUUUUUCUUCAUGCAUCUCCUGAUUUUUUUAUAACAAGAAAUGCAAUUCUUUGGACUUUGUAUUCUAGUGUAAUAAGAGAACACCUGAAUAGUGGAAUUCCUGAUAAUGGAAUUAGAUUGAUCAGAGAAUAAAGUGUGUAGCUUUCAUAAC